Molecule: messenger RNA, 10884 nt
Organism: Amyelois transitella
Lineage: Eukaryota; Metazoa; Arthropoda; Insecta; Lepidoptera; Pyralidae
Exons: 3
Coding region: 1987-3078 (363 amino acids)
Source: RefSeq, a predicted model, not a curated record
GCAGCCGCAAAACUUCAUGGCCGUGCUCCUUCAUUAAUUCGUCUACAAUGUAUUUUUUUGGAGGCUUAUUAGUGACAAUCAAAUGAUACAGUUCGCGUUUUGUCAUUUUUUCGUCAAAGUUGAUAUUGUUGCUUUGCAGCCAGUUUUGCAUAUCGGCUUUGAGAGAUGAGCUUAUGGGAGGCUUUUCAGAUUGCGUCGAGUGAUAAGGCGUGUUAUCAAUGACGACGAUACCAUUUGGCGGUAAGUUUGGUAAAAGCUUUUCUUUCAGCCAUUUCGUAAAAUUUUUUGUGUCCAUUUCGUGAUGGUAGUCUCCAAUAUUGCUCUUACAUUUGUACAAAAGUUCGGCUCCGGGAAUGAAACCAUUUUCACCGCCCGCGUGUACAACAAUCCAUCGUUGCCCAGGAUUAUCAUUCUUUUUAAUGCUUGCGUCGCUACUGUUUUGCCAACAUUUACGUACGGUAUAAUGGGAAUGAAUCCAAGUUUCAUCUAAGUAUGUAACCGGUUUUUUAUUCACCCCGAGGUCAUUGUUUUCUUUCUUCUUUCGCAGGUAACGAUCCCUCCAAGCGACGAUGUCGGGCUUUUGUGUUAAAAAAUGUCGCAUAUUUUUACAUUUUUUAAAUUUAUAACCCAAAUAGUUUACCAGUAUUAGCCGCAAGCUGGUUAUUCCACCUGAAAAACAUAAAAUAAAGUUCGUUAGGUUAAAAAAAUGUCACGCACGCAACACAUUUACAAACAACAUAGCUACUCUAAAUUAAGGGUGAUCAGGCCAUAGCUGACCACGGUGGCCCAAUGCGGGUUGGUAAUUUUAUGUAUACUUUCUCAUAUACCAUACCUACUUGUAUAACUUUGAAACUGUUUAAUAUGUAGAUUGGAAACUAGACAGCUCGUGAAAACACAAAUAUAAUGCUUACCCGGAAAAUUUUAGUCCCUUUUUGCAACGGCCAAUAUUUUUUUCAAGGUCGGUACUUCUUUUCUAACUGUAUAGAAACUGUUGACGAUGUUUCGCAACGCGCAUAAAUCAAAAUUGUCCAGUUCGAUCUUUUUGGCGCUUGUCCUUCUUUUUUUGCCUGGUGUAGACAAUUUUGGUAUAGCUGCUGGACCUGAACUUGAAGAUGUACUUGGCAAUGACGGGUCGUUUUGUUGUACAACUUUCGAUUCGUUUUUAAUUUUCAUCAGUGUUCUUUUUGAUACACCAGUAGCUGCACAAGCUCUUUUUAUAGCUUGGUCUACAGGAAUCAUAAAACGUUUAUUUGCCUUCUCAUUUUCAAAAAAAGUCAACACCUUCAAUAUAAGAGUCCUUGCCUCACUAUGAAUUGUCUUGCCCAUAAUGUUGUUGGUACAACCAAUUGGCUUCACUAACACGUUGAAAAAGUCUAAACUUAACAAAAAAAAAACAAUUCAAAACUUAACACAGCAAUAACUCAACAAAAACAGUAUAAUAACAGGAGAUUUAAACAGUAUUUAGACGAUUACAAAGAGAGACGCGCAACGGUAACAAGGAUGCUAUCGCUACUGCGGGCUUGCGGCGAACGCGGGGAGCCGCGCGGAGUAGCGGGAGAGGGGUCGCAUUCCAGCGGAGUGCACAGUUAAUUCGCACGAGUUGUACAUGUGAAGGACACAACGAAAAAACUACAGAUCCGUUUUGCCUAACGCGAUCAUUUUAAAAACACGUCAAGACUUGAAAUAUUUUUAGUAGGUAAACAAAAGAGCAACGGUCACAAGUAAUACUUAAAGGAUUUGUCACACUGCAUGCGUUCUGCGGUCUUCGGUCAGGUCAAAACGAACGCAGCCCGCAUCAUGUAUGAACAACACUACCGGUCAGGGCAAUCGGUCUGCGGUCAGGGCAGAGCAAUCGGUCAGCGAUCCGGGCAGGGCAACUGGUCACGUUCCGGGCGGUGCGGGCAGGCCAAACAGUAGCCAUCUUAUUUCAGUUACUUGUAGUGGUGCUAGUGAUCAGUUUUUAUUAUUGGGUUUUAACCGAGGAAAAUGAUUACCGAGGAAGAAGAAAAUAUUGUGUUAUUAUGGUUGCAUAGCAGAAAGAGGAAACGUGUGUGGGUACACGAUUUGAAUUUAGUGAGACAACAACGUGGAGAAUACAGCAACUUAUGUCGAGAAUUAUAUUCGUAUGAAGAUCGUUUUUACAUAUAUUUUCGAAUGGCCCCAGCGUUGUUCGAAGAACUGCAUAGUUUAAUCUGCCAUAAAAUAAAAAAAAAAGAUACAAACUGGCGAAAGGCGAUUACUACAAAAGAAAGGCUUGCUGUGUGUCUAAGAUAUUUGGGCACUGGAGACUCGUUUCAAAUGAUAGCGUUAUCUCACCGUAUUGGUCGUUCUACUUUGCAUAGUAUAAUAAACGAAGUCUGCAAAGCCAUUUGGGAAAUAUUGCAACCUAUUUAUAUACCUACACCUACCGAAAGAACAUGGAUUAUGGCAGAAACUGGUUAUCGCCAAAAGUGGAAAUUCCCAAAUUGUAUAGGUAGUAUUGAUGGGAAACACGUCACCAUAAAAUGCCCUCGAAGAAGCGGUUCACUAUUUUACUGCUAUAAAUCAAAGUUUUCCAUUGGGCUUCUUGCAGUUGUUGACCCUGAUUAUAAAUUUACUUACAUAAAUGUGGGAAGCUAUGGAAAAGAUAGCGACAGCAAAAUAUUCGAAGAUUCUGAGUUUUAUCGAAAACUUGUAAACAAUGAACUACAUAUUCCACCUCCAAAGCCUUUGCCUGGUGGCACAACUAAUUCACCUCAUGUUUUUAUUGGUGACGAGGGUUUUGCACUAGAAACAUAUUUGAUGAGACCAUUUCCUAAGAACCAGGUAGAGAACAACAGUGAGAAAGCAAAUUUUAACAAACGUCUAUCUUCAGCCAGACGUAUCGUCGAAAACGCAUUUGGUAUCUUAGCACAAAAGUGGCGAGCAUUCUUUCGACCUCUUGAAACAAAAGUUGACACAACGGUCCAUGUUGUCAAAGCAGCAUGUUGCUUACAUAAUUAUUUACGAGUUAAAAAUGAAUUGUUUGAAAUGCAGACACCUGAAGAAACAAUGCCACGGACUAGUGCAUUUCCAGUGGCUGCGUUCGCUUUGACCUGACCGGAGACCGCAGAACGCAUCCAGUGUGACAAAUCCUUAAAUAAACGUGCAAUUCGCUAAAUAAAAUAUUUCAUUGAUAACUAAUAACUACUACAAACUGUUGAUGUACAAAUCUUGUCAAAAAUCGUAACAAAACAACGAUAUUUCUUUUUUUUCUUCACAACAAAUGCAUCCGCGAAUCGCUUUGUUGAAACUGUUGUGGCGUCGCUUAUCGCACUUGAAACGAUGAGUAAAAUUAUCGAAGCGCCAUCUAUUAUAGGUUUUCGCAAAUAACAGUUAUUCUUCUUACCCGCACUAUGCUUCUUGCCGGGCUUCCCUAUAUAAAUUUUUUCGUUACAAACUUACAAAAAUCCCAAAAUAAUAAUCUUUCUCUUUAAAAUAUUUUAAAUACAGUACAACCUAUAAACUUUUUGUGAAUCUAGAAACAGGUAAAAAUAUUACGAAAAAAAAACAGUUUUCAUGAAAAUCAACAUCUUUCAAUAAAGAUGUUAUUGUGAUUUAACAAUUUAAAUCACAAUAACAAUUAUAUUAAUAUUUUAACCUUCAUAAAAUGUCUUCCUCCUGGUCAUUUCUCUCUAUACAAUUAAGAAAAUAAACAAAUACUUUCCUGGUAAAGUCGUCCACAAAGGUAAGAAUGUAUUGAGCUCCGCCAAAUGACUUCACUUCUAUAGGCCCACAUAGAGCGGAAUGUAUUAGCUCCAGUGGCUUUGUUGCUCUGGAGCCUGCUUUAGGAAACGGCAGCCUGGACUGUUUUCCUUCUUGACGGUAUUCACACACCUUAUUCAAAUUAUUCUUACUCAUUGUGAUGCCUUCUGCACACUCGGUGAGUUUAUUCAAAUCAGAAAAAUUAAGAUGUGCCAUCCUUUGAUGCCAUAAGUAACAGUCAUCAUGACCAAUACAUUUAUAACGUCCCUUAGCUUACAACACCGCCUAAGUCAUUUUUACCAACGUUACAGGAGACGUAAAAAACUGUCUAUUUUAAAAAAUCUGGGCAUUAUUCCUCUUAUAAUUUAAUACAUACUCUAGUUAACAGUUAAGAAAUAAUUAUUUACUAGAGGCCGCCCGCGACUUCGUCCGCAUGGAAACCCUAUCAAUCCCGCGGGAACUCUGGGAUAAAAAGUAGCCUAUGUGUUAUUCUGGGUCUUCAGCCACCUACAUACCAAAUUUCAUGGUAAUCGGUUCAGUAGUUUUUGCGUGAAAGAGUAACAAACAUCCAUACAUCCAUACAAACUUUCGCCUUUAUAAUAGUAGUAGGAUACUUAUUUUGACAAUUUACUUUAUUGUUUUUUAUGACUUGAGCUGUGUAGACUAAUAUUUUAUUAGAUUUAGGCGGUGUUGUUUGCGGAAAUGUUAGGGAUUAAGAUAUUAAAUAAAAGAUGAUUUCCAAAGAAAAGCUUUUAUUAGGAAAUAUUUCAAGAAAAUUAACAAAUCUUUAUAACAUUACUUGAUACUUCCGCUUUGUAAUUUAUUAGGAAAUAUUUCAAGAAAAUUAACAAAUCUUUAUAACAUUACUUGAUACUUCCGCUUUGUAAUUGGUUUUCUAGCUGCGUACAAUUUCUGCAGGCGAUUUAUUUGUUUAAUGUCGUUAAUUGGCGUGGGACGAUGUGGUAACGGCUGUAGCUCGUUAUCAAAAUCAACUUUGUACCAAAUUGUGCCAUUUGAUCUGUAUUCUAGCAUACGUAUAUCUGUGACGACUGGGUCACCUACUUUUUUACCAGGACGUAUAGAUUUAUAAAUCAAUUCUUUCGAAAAGUCUGUGAAAAAGUUAUAGUCCAAAUGACGAGCUUCGUAAGGAUCACUCCUAGCAAUUUUAUUUAUUGCCAUGUAUUGUUGUGGAAGGUAAAUUUCUUUACCUUUUAAUUUGCACUCUAUUGCACUGUGUACCGAGUCACAUUCCAUGUGAGUAUGGCCUUUUUCCAGGCUUUUUAUGGCCAUUUUUAUAUCGUUGCGUUAGUGAACUUAUAAAACUUGUUGGUUUAGGUUCUGGAAGUUAACAGGUUAGGAAUAAAACAAAAUACUUGUAUAAUUCAAAUGUGUAAUUUAAUCGUCGGGCAUAAGGUGCAUAUUCCCCUUCAUGAACAUUAACAUGUUGAAGUUCUCGUCUGACAGCGACGCUCGUUUUGGUGUUAAAAUGUCUUUACCCGUGGAAAACAGACGUUCAACUGUAGCGCUUGAGGGUAUAGCAGUAUUGUAUUUAAUAAAUAGAUUUAUAAAUAUCUGUUCCCCGAGGAAUGCAGCAUAGUUGAACGAGUCUAUUGAUUUCAUGUCCAGCCACAUUUUAACGAGACUUUGCGCUUUACUCUUUAAAGAGUUGGAGCUCUUUGGUUUUUCUAUAGACUGAGUCACAGAAUUGAAAAAGUCUUCCUCCUCGUCAUCAUCGUUGUUACUCGCAUUGCUCCCUCCGCCAGUUAAACUAUCUCUGUCCUUCGAAUAUUCCGCUGCUUCUUGUCUUAAAGCAUCUUCUACCUUUUUUUCCAUACCCUUUCUUACUGCAUCCACUCUACUGCUGUCAUACGUUUCCAGCCAUAUCAACCGAAACUUUGGGUGAAAUGCCGCGGCAAGUAGGCACUGUUCAUCAUUCAGGAGUGGACCAAACCUUUUCUCUAUGCCAUUUAAUAAGGCAUUGGCUAAAGGUGUGCAAUUUACUAGGCCCUUACAUUUAAUAUUUUUUAAUUUAUAGACAGUUGCUGCAAUCGUCGGUAGUAGUGAUCCGAUAUAUGCUUGAGCUUCUCCUUGGAUACGAUCGAGGGCAUUCGCGACAGGUGCCAUAACCUGUAUUUAAUAUAAGUAUUGAUAUAAUGUGGAAAAAAAAUAACAUUACUAAAACGUUAAUUUAAACUAUAUACGUAUAUGAAAUUACGUUUGCGUACUCCUUCAUUACAGUCACAUCUUGGUCAUUGAAAGUUAUAAUUUUUAGUUGAGUCAUAACCCUGUAAAGAGAAGGCCUUUUUGUUUCCAAUAUACUGUUGAGAACGACAAUAGCAUCAUACAGAGAGUUCCACCUCGUCGUAUUUGGAAGGACAAGUCGUCUGCCUAAUUCAGCGUGAAUGCUAUCUGCUGCUACCGUACUACGUGAUUGCUGAUUCCAGAGAGUACGUGCCUCGGAUAAGGCACUUCUGUAGGGAGUCUUGAAAACAGUUAUUUGUAGAGCAGCAUCUGCAUCUUUGCUAGCGACCAGGUUGAACGUAUGUGCAGCACAUCUCAUGUGAACUGGCAAAGUAUUAAAGUUUUCUAAUAUGUGUUCAUUGAUUUCAUUGCACUGGAGACGAUCAGGAGCAUUCAGUAUGUUUUCUACUGAAAUAAAUUCUAAAUCAUCAUUUUCUUCUGAGUUUGUAUUUAGAAGAUUGGCAAUAUCAGGGUCAAACUCAGACUCUAAAUCACAUGAUGGCAACUCUGGAAGUAUGUCGAUCUCCGAGCCGAAUUGCACAAAUGCCUUUACAAAGUUACUGCCAUUAUCCGUAGUAGUCCUAAAAUAAAAUAAGGCCUGCUUUUUAAGGUAGCCUACGGCUGAUUCAUCAUAAAGAUCAUUACAUUCCGAAAAAAAAUAAUUAAUAAUAAUAACUAAUGUAUAAUGAUCAUUAUCAUUAUCUUUAUCAAUGUGCAGUUUUCGUGUAUGGUUGACAGAAAAAUAAAUACAUACAUAUUAAUAAUUCAAUGUUAUUUUUUACUAUAAAAUAAAUACUUCAGGAUUACUACCUCUAGAUAUAAUUUUGAGAUAAAAAUAGACUUAACUGACCUUGUGAUUUUUUUAUCUAUGUGAAAUUCAUAGUGAAUAUCUAUCAUUGCUUGGGCCAGGAUGUCGUAUGUAUGAUGACCUUUUAGGCGUACGCACGUUAAUACUGCAUGCAUUCUGGCUCUUGUGAUAGCAUCUAACCAGUGAACUGUCAUGCCCAAAUAACUUUUGUUGUGAGCUGACCAACAGUCAGCCGUCGUUGCCACCCAAUGAAUUUUUCCAAGUAAACUGAAAUUAAAAUUAUAAACACAUCACGUAAAAAAUGACACUAAUAAUAAAUGAAAAUUAUAUACAUAUGUAUAUGCAUGCAAACCUAUUUUAUGAACCUCUAAUUAUUUGAACUUUUUUCAAAUAAAAUUAUACCUACGUAGGUAUACGUAAGGCGACGUUUAUCUGUUAAAAAUAAAUAGAAAAUAGGUAUUUAUUUUAGUUACUUACUCUAUCAGGUGCUGCUUCUAUUUAAUGUGUUCGUCAGUAAUGCGUCUACCCAAAGUUCUUCUUGAAAUUGAAUUUUUGCUCGGGUUUAACGUUUUUAUCAACGCACCAAAAGACUUGCUUUCGACAACAUGUAAAGGAAUCAUGUUUGAAACAAAUAAAUUUACUAUACAUUUGUCCACUUUGGCUUGGGGUACACCGCUGCCAGUAGCUGCAAUCCCGAACGAUUCCCCGAUGCUCAGCUGUCGACCCUGUUGUACCCUUCUUACAUGUUGUUUCAAAUUAUUCAGGCUUGAUAAAUGAACUUUUAUUUUGGUGUCAUUCGGCAAACACCGCUUACACUCAAAAAGUACCUAUUUGCUGGCCCGAUCUGGAUACAAAUUCCACAUACUCAGUCAAAUGUGGCCAUGGAUUCACAUCAGGACCGCUGGAAUCCGUUUCCAUGUCUUCCAUGAUAUGGUUUUAAUUACUACACUGCAAAGUACACUUUUUCUAACUAAAUUACAUUCACUCUUCUUUAUCAACACGCAAAUGAUCACUGACAGUAAUUUAUAAUAACAACAAACAAAACAUUCGUCACUCUAAGCACUGGCGGCACUGGCGCAAAGUAAUGAAAUGAUGAAACGAAAAAAUAUCUUCGCAGUUUUCUCACUCGCACGUGCCGGCAAAAUAUAUCUAGUUUUGUCCGUGCGGUGAAAUAGUAGGCAUUAGAUUAACUAUUAACGGACUACUGCAUAUUAACGGAAGUUAACGUGUCCGUUAACAUUUUUAAAAGUUAACUUAAAAGUUAAUUCGUUAAUCAAAAUGUUAACUUCGUUAAUUAACGAUUAACGGAUUAACGAGUUAAUGCCCAGCUAUGAUUACUUCCUUAGUUGCUUUAUUGUAUAGUGUAAAAUUAUGGACGCAUAAUUUAGUUUUAUAGUAAACUGCACUAGCUUGAAGAUACGGGUCCAAUUUUACGGAUUCAACAUCCUGUAUGAACACGUAACAAGCUUCGGACUGUGCAAUUCCUUUGUCAGUAUCUUUCUCUUUCCUGGCUCGAUCUUUCUUCAGAACAUGUUCAGAGUGUUCUUCAUCCGUAAUGUUUCCAGUUUUAUGACUGCAACAAACACCGCAUUGAUCUUUCUUUGGGUGGAAUAGGCUCAGAUUGAGUUUCAAAAAUAUUUUGUCAAAUAAUUUACGGCCAGGGCAUUCUCUACCCUCUAAUUCACCAUUCUCUUUAUAUUAUAUUUCUUAUAAAGCUGUGUCAUGUUUGUGAAAACUGGUUCCUAAUAUUCUCGUGAUGUUUUAGUACGACAGUAAUGCGACGGCAUCUUUGGAAGAUCUGCUAAAAACUUUUCAAUAUGUUUGUCGCGAGCCAUAAGUAUUCUUUAAAAAAAUAUUCAGUGUACUAUCUUAACUUUUCUAUUGUUUUUUAUUAUGUGUAUAAAUAGAUACUCAAAAAACUAAAGUAGCUAUUACACCCCAUUUGUUUAGAUAUAUACUUUAAAAUUAGGAUAUUUGUAAAUAAGUUUUAUAAAAAAUUGUUAAAUUGACGUCUUUGUAGAAAAGGCUGCGGUGAAGUUUGUUGCGCCGCUUCUUCUUCACCUGCGCUUUGGAAGUCGGCGGUAGACUUAGUUAUAAGUACAUUUUUGACGUCAAUAAGAGAUGUAUUGCAUCCAAUAUUGAGAAUAAAGAUUUCAUUUUCAUUUCAUUCAUUUUCAUUUUCAUUCAAUACUAAAACAUACACAAAACUGCCUUAUUUAUGAGAAUUUCAGAGCUAGAUUUUAUUAAUUCACUAUCAAAACGACAUAUCAACAGCAUAGUCCACAUAUACUGGAUCAUCUUCUUGGGCAACAACUGCAGAUGAUUGAGAGGGUGCAGGUGCAGAAGAUUGAGGUCUCUGAAAAAGUUAUUAUGUUGAUAUUUAUUAGCCGGGUCCACACCGGACGAUCCAUCGAUCCCGCGAUCCGCGAUCCAGGAUCGCGGAGCGUGGAUCGUGGAUCGUGUUAGGCCGAUCCACUCUUGGAAACUUGCGAUCCCAAAUAUGCGCUCCAAGCGAUCCUAAGGCGAUCCGUGAUUCAGCCAGUCUAACUCUUGUUCGAUAUGGAGUCACACGUACAACGGCGGCGUCUUGCCGUUGCAGCAGUAACUUUUAUUUUGCUUAAAUGCUUGCGCAAAAAAUCACAAAAAAGAAAACGACGGUUUUGGGUGAAACAAAUUUACAAAAAUCGCUUGGAAUCUGGGACUCAGCUGUACGCAGAGUUAGUGUCAGAUAAAGGUGAACACAAUUUUGCAAGAAUGAAUGCUAAUCAAUUUGAGAUAUUGUGUUCAUUAUUAAAUAACAAGCUAAGAAAGAAUGAUACAAAUUAUAGAGAUGCCAUUACUGUGAAGGAAAGAUUAUUACUAACAUUGAGAUUUUUAGCAACUGGAGAUUCGUACGUCAGUUUGCAGUAUCUGUUCCGCAUUUCCAAACAGUCUAUAUCGAUAAUUAUUCCUGAAGUUUGUGAAGCCAUCAUUGACCUGUUAAAUGAUUAUGUAAAGGUGCCGUCAACUAAAGAAGAAUGGCGUACAGUUUCUCAGCAAUUCGAGAAUAAGUGGAAUUUCCCACACGUGAUAGGAGCGAUGGACGGCAAACACGUCGCUAUACAAUCGUCUUUUAAUAGUGGCAACGACUUUGAUAAUUACAAAUUAUUUCCUAGUAUUGUUCUUUUUGCAUUAGUAGAUGCAAAUUAUAGGUUCCUGUAUGUGAAUGUUGGGACUAAAGGCAGAAUAUCAGAUGGAGGCGUGUUCAAAAGCACAAAUUUAUAUAAAAAACUUGAAAAAAAAAGAGCUAAAUAUUCCUCCACCGGAGAUAUUGCAAGUUCCCUAUAAAAUUGAGGUACCCUAUUAUAUACUAGGUGAUAAAGCUUUUCAGCUUAAUGAUUAUACUAUGAAACCAUACGAUGGUACACGGGAAAGGGGUUCUUGUGAAAGAAUUUUCAACUACCGACUGUCAAGAGCACGUAGAGUAGUUGAAAACGCGUUUGGAGUACUUAGUUCUGUCUACAGAGUCCUGCGUAAACCUAUGCUUUUGGAACCAGAAACUGCGACUAAAGUCGUGCUGGCAACGGUUCAUCUAUAUAACUACUUACGCAGUAAUCCUAACUUUAUAUCGCCAGGAACGUUUGAUACAGUACAGGAGAAUGGAGAUGUAAUACCUGGAAGCUGGCGAAAUGAACCGCCAUCACAAUCGCUACAACCGAUGGCCGUCGUACCAAGAAGAGCAACAGAAAAUGCCACUACAAUACGGUCCCACUUAGCAAGACACUUUGUUACAAACCAUACAAUAGUUUGGCAAAAUGAAUAUCAGUAAACUAAUAGCUCACAUGUUCCAAUGUAUCGCGUGUGGUUCCGGGUUCAUUUUUAUCCGCCAUAAAGUCGAAGUCAUCAUACGCAAACCACUUUGAUUUAUAUGUAUCUUGAGCACCUGAAAUAAACAAGUUACUCAUUAAAAUAACCACGUGUAUUUCUAACAGCUUAAAUGUAAAAAGCGAAAUCACGUGAAAUCCACAGUAAAUAUUAUGAUGUAAUUACUUAUAAUAAAAUAUAUAAUUUUAAUACCUACAGAUAAAAAGUAGCUUUGUUUUCUUACCGGAUCCAGUUAUACGGCUUUGCUU